This is a messenger RNA of Helicoverpa armigera (cotton bollworm), 2407 nucleotides long. Its product is annotated as SPRY domain-containing protein 7. The coding region runs from base 123 to 812 and encodes 229 amino acids. Gene Ontology annotation, molecular function: protein binding. NCBI's taxonomy places the organism in Eukaryota, Metazoa, Arthropoda, Insecta, Lepidoptera, Noctuidae. The transcript is spliced from 4 exons. The record is from RefSeq and is a predicted model, not a curated record.
CUGUCAUCAUGACGUCACGGUGUGUCAAAAGACAAUGACGCAAAUAGUACAACAAAAUAUAAUUUAAUCUAAUAAAAUCGUGUAUUGAUUAUUGUAAAAAGGUUUUAGUGAAUAAGUUCAACAUGUUUUGCUGUCUUAAAAGUUGUAUGAAUGGCUUCACGCUUACUCCUAGUGUACCGAUACGAAUUAAAGAAAAUCCAGUACAGUUGGAUACUUUACACAUGGGCCAUGAGAUGGUGAUAAUAAAAGGUGGUCAGCGAGUGUGUGGGUCAGGCUGCGCUCUUGGUAAUGCUCCUCUAGUGCAGAACAAGUCUUAUUUUGAAGUAAAACUCCAGCAAGGUGGAGUUUGGGCAGUCGGUGUGGCGACCAGGGAGACAGAUCUCAAUAGAGUGCAUGGUGGCAUGGACAACAAUUCAUGGUGUCUCAACAGUGACGGCACCGUGCGCCAUUCAAAUAUCGAACUAUAUCAUCUUGCGCACGCGCCUCGAGAGUCACCGACGGCCGAUUUGCUCGUAUCCACAGAAUCUCCCACACACACAGAGAAUGAGAAGCCAGAGAGUGAGAAAGAGACAAACUCAGCGACUGUAAUGCCGGUAGAGGGCGACACAAUCGGGAUCGCUUAUGACCACGUUGACUUAAACUUCUUUUUGAAUGGAAAGAACAUGGAGAUUCCAGUUAGUAAUAUAAGGGGAACAGUGUAUCCAGCGCUCUAUGUUGACGACGGUGCCAUCUUGGACGUAAUCUUCGAGAACUUCCUGUACCCUCCCCCGACAGGCUUCGAAAAGAUCAUGGUGGAACAAUCUCUACUGUAACAAAAGACUUGGGACAUCGGCUGUGUAUAUGGAAAUUGGACAUAGAUGUAUGGCAGAGUGCUACCGUGAAUACUGCUUAAGACUUAUACUGAGACUGUCUAGUGCAAUGAACUAUAUUUUUAAAUAUGGAAUCUUAUAUCUUAUGUCUGUUAAGACUCGUAGAUAACAAGAAUAGGUUGGUCGCCACAGAACUUGAUUUUGGUAGAGAAGUACUUAAUGCAGUGUUACCACAUAAAAUUUCUUCAGAUAUAAUACAGAUAAUUAAGAAAUGUCAGGGCACAAAUAUUAAAGACCAACUAGUUUGCUUAGCUAGUCAAUAUUUUGUGCAUAAAAUAAAUCUUCAAUUAUAAAAUGCGUGUAGUUUUAGUGAUCUGCGAGUCUCAACAAACCUUUAUGAAUAUCUAUAUCGUGACUAUCUUCACUGUAAAGUAUUAUAUUGUGAUCGAAAGAAAACUCCAUAGAAUAUAGUUUUAUGUAGAUAUGCUUUGGUGGUCUAUGUGAAGCGCAUAGAUGUAAGUAAUAUGUUAUUUAUGUCAUCCGCUGAACUAGUUUUUAUGCACAAUGUUAUUGGAAAUAACACUGACUUGUUGAGUACUAAAGUCAAAUGCAAAUUAGAAGUGCAGUACAAAAUUGUUUUACUGGUGUGAUUUAUUCCAAGCAGUCAUGAAAUAUUUUAAAUAAGGCUCACAUUAUUUUACUUAAAAUUCAUGUUAUUAAGCUGCUAAUGUAAUUAACUUUGUUCAGGUAGUACAAUAGUAGCACUAGACUUUUAAAGUACUGGCUUCGUAUUUAAUUUGUUGAGAGUCUACAAAGAAUCUAAAAAAAUACUAAGAUAGUUUUCAAGUUUACAACAGUGGCAACACUUGAUUAAAAAACAAGUAUUGCAAGAUAACUAACACAUUCCUAAAAAAUACGUAGAUAGGUAUUUGAAACGUGUAUGAUCUCCUUAAAAAUAAUUUCUUUGGUGAAUUGGUAAAUGACUGUUUUAAACAAUGCAAUCGAAUAAAAAUUAAAAAUAUUUCACUCUGCACCCAACCGAUUGAGAUUUGACCUUAUAACGAUAUCGAACGAUAGUUUAUAUAGUAUGACAAAAAUUCUAAAAAAACUGUCAGAAAAAUAAAUGCCAGUGGAUAAACAGAUUAUAAAUAAUUAUGCUUAAUUAACAUAAAUUAAUUCAAACGAGAUAAUUUAGUACAUUCAUUUGUUAAAUUAAAUUGAAAACAGUGUGUAUGCCUAUGCACAUUGUAGUUAGGUAUUUAUUAUUAUUGUACUUGUUUAAAAAUCGUUUGUAUGAAUGUGUUGCGAACUUUAUUCAUAUCACUUCUGGUUUGAUUGUUAUAUCUAUAUUUUAGCAAAGUAGGUUUUAAAAUUCAAUGAGUCCAAAUUUUAAAAAUAUUCAAUCAAAAUACUGCUGUCUAUUACUAUUAGUACUUUAUCUAGAAAAGGAGUGAAUUCUUUAAAAUCAGUACCAAUAAUGUAGGGAUACCAGUUUAUCAUUUCUACUUAAAUUGUAUAUAUUUAAUGUAAGUCUAUGUAUAUAAUCAGACUUGAAAAUAUACGUUUGCACUUAAUGAACUCAAAUAAGCUACAAUAUA